GGACAAUUUAGACAUUCUAAUAGAUCACUUAGUCUCACAACAUGACGCCAACUACGACAAAUCCGUAACAGGCUGUCUAGAGCCUUACAGGGUGAUAAAAGACAACAUGCCGUGCCCGAUCUGUCCAAAUCGCGUGUUUAGAUAUUUUGGUAUCCUACUUAGGCAUAUAAACUCGGAGCAUAGUAACAACAGGAUCUGCGAUUUUUGUGGCCGCAGUUUUAAGGACAUAACAAAUCUAAAAGUGCAUAUUACUAACGCACAUACCGGCGCCUGCGAGUGUGAUAUUUGCGGCACGAAGUACAAGAAUCAGUUGUGUUUGAGCCGGCACAAAGCGAAAAGCCACAACGCGAAAGAUUACAAAUGCCCGAAAUGCCCAGAGUUUUUCCGGUCAGAGUACCACAAGCAAAAACAUUUGAUCAAAGUCCACGACAUCGGUCACAAGUGUACGUACUGCGGGAAAAUGUUCACUAGAAACUCGUUCAUGAAGGACCAUAUACGUAGGACUCAUCUGAAGGAGAAGAAUGUGAUCUGUUCGGUCUGUAACGAGAGAUUCUUCGACAACUACCUGCUGAGAAUGCAUAUGGUGAAGCACGAGGGCGAGCGGAAGUUCAGCUGUGAAGUUUGCGGCAAAGCGUUUCUUAGGAGGAGCAAUCUCAGUAAGCAUAAGGAACUGCAUCAGAAGUAAGGACAUUUACAGUAGUAAACGAAAAAAUUAAUCAAAUUCCACUUCGAAAUUUCCAAUUUAAUGAUUUAUUAUAAUAACACAAAUAAGUAAAAUAUGACAUCGGGACAUAGGGGCUAUAAAGCACCCGAAACGUCGGUAACUAAAAUUAGUAAAAAUAAAAAUGAAAUACUUAUAUUAGACGCUAUAAAAUCCUUAAAAUUGGUCAUUGAAGUUAAACUAAAGAACACUAUUUAAUAACAAUAUCACUUUUAUUAGUUCUUUGCGUAGUUCAUUUUAAGGUUCCGUAAUUCGGUUUACUAGGUGGGUAGGUACCACCCUUUUACCUAUUUCCUUGAUUCCCAUAGUUUGUUAGAAUGGCAAUCUGACACAACCGGAUAGAGAUCAGUCGCAGGACCAACGGCUUUACGUGCUUUCCCGAGGCAAGUGAGAUCAUUGGAAUGUCAAUUUGACACAACCGGAGAGAGAUCAGGCAAGGGUCCAACGGCUUUACGCGCUUUCCGAGGCAAAGGAGUUCGUUGCAACGGCAAUCUGACACAACCGGAGAGAGAUCAGGCGCAGAACCAACUGCUUUACGUGCUUUCCCGAGGCAAGUGAGAUCAUUGGAAUGUCAAUUUGACACAACCGGAGAGAGAUCAGGCAAGGGUCCAACGGCUUUACGCGCUUUCCGAGGCAAAGGAGUUCGUUGCAACGGCAAUCUGACACAACCGGAGAGAGAUCAGGCGCAGAACCAACUGCUUUACGCGCUUUCCGAGGCAAGGGAGGUCGUUGGGAUGGCAGUCUGACACAACCGUAGAGAGAUCAGGCGCAGAACUUUCCGAGGCAAGGCGUUAUACAUCGCUCCACUUUCUGACCCCGGGCUGCUCAUGACAAUUUCUCGACAGAAAAACUCAAUGGCCCGUUUUUUGGUCCGACACGGGAUACGAACCGGGACCUCAUGAUCAGAAAUCGCGUUUAAGAUCUCUACACUAAACCGCAAUGGUAAACAACUUUAAAUAGGUUCGUAAUUAAUAAAAAGAAAUGAUCACUUUAUUGGUUUACAUGCUUUACACGCUUUAAUUUCUCCCUCUCCUUUCCAUCAUCGAACAACCAGACGGUCGGCGGGUCUUCACCCCUUCAUCAACCAAACGGUUUGCUUCAUCUUUUGUAAUGCGUACAGUAAAGGAGUGGAAUAUUUAUUGCCAGUCUCUCUUCCGUCCGAAUACAAUCUGGGCGUCUUCAAGGCAAGAGUGAAUAGGCUUUUGUUGCGCUAAGACAGUGCUAUUUAUCAUCUAGGGCUACAUCACCACUUACCACCAGUUGAGAUGGUGGUCAAGCACUGGCUUAUAAUAAGUAAAAAAAUCAGUUAUUGCAAACUCGUUUGUGUCCACAAAUUUUAUAAAUAUAAACAUGUUAAUUUAUGUACGUUGGAUGCAAGUUUUUUUCUAGUAUAUCGUAAGGAAAUAUUGUAAUCGCUAGGUUUAACGAUUUAGUGAGCAACUGUAUGUACAUUUGGACGUUUUUAUCUCUGACAACAUAGACAAUUUUUUCAUAAAUUUUGAUGGCAUACAGAUAACAUUAGAUGAUGUCCAUUUACUUCCUUCUUAUUCUUACAACUUUUUGACAUGAAACUCUUGUGAGAGAAGGCUUGUGUGCAAUUGUGGGAUGGACUGUAAUUUUAUUACUUGACCUACUUUUGAUAGAUCAUGGAAUCUAUAGUCUUAAAAACCUAAAAAUAAUGCAAUACUAUAUUUUAUUAGUCUGAGAUGUAAGGGCGAAUUUUGUAUAUCGAAAAAAUCUCAAUGUAAGGAUACUCGUAUUUAAAUAAACCUACAUAAUAUAAACAUAAGUUUACAUUUUUUUAGAAACUACUAAUACACAGAUAGUGUAUAUAAUAUCAUAAGUAAUACUUUAAUCUGUGAAGAUCUGAUUCCUAGAACAUGACAUAAGCUAAGUUCGCUAAAUAUUUGUAUUAUUUAAAAUACUUUAUUAGUUAUGUAUAUUUUGAUUGCGUUCCGAUUUACGUAAAGAAAUUGUAUAAAAAUAUAUGUGUGAAUUAUUAUUUUUGUAUCAUUUCCAUCCUUAUAAAAUUUGAUAAAUAAAAAAUAAAAUCUGUUUCGACACUAACAUUAUUUUGAUUGUAAAUUUAACUAACGGAGUGGAAAAAAAAAAGAAAAAUUGGAGGGAAAUAAAUCUAAAGAAAGUAAAGACGAAAAUUUCUUUCCAGGUGCAAAAUUGAGCACAGUGGAGGACAAAUAUAAGAAAACUGAAAUGGCGCGUAAGUUAUUGAUUAAGAGGCGUAAUGUGGAAUACGUUUUACAAUACGGCAAUGUUACGCCUUUUAUGUGGUAUAAGGGCAGGUACAGGUGUUUCUAUUGCUCAGAGCCAAUGAAAGAUCCCGACUUGUUGAGGGAGCACACCGCCAAAGUUCAUCAGUUCGCAAACCUAGAACUAGUCGUUUACGAUAGGACUAAAAACAACAGGAACAGGGACGCGGCAGUUAAAAUAGACGUCACUAGAAUCUCCUGUAAGUUGUGUUCAAAGUCGGUGAACGAUCUGGAGCAACUUAUACACCACUUGAUCAUAGCGCACGACGCGGAAUAUGACGUCAGUGUGCCGAACUGUUUACUACCCUUCAAAUUGGACAAGGAGCAACCAACGUGCCCAAUUUGCAAUAUGAAAUUCGUCUUCUUUGAAUAUUUGCUCCGGCAUUCCAAUAAGCAUCACCUUUCACACGACUAUAUUUGUGAUGUCUGUGGUACCAGCUUCCAAGGGGAGAAUCACCUGAAAAUGCACAAUCGUUAUUACCAUAGAGAAGGGGGGUACACUUGCGAACAUUGUGGUAUUACUCUAGCCACAUUAUCCAAAAAGAUACUCCACGAGAAGAACGUUCACAUGGUCAAUUUAUCAACGUGCCCCCAUUGCCCGGAGACAUUCAAGAGUCCGUACUUCAAAAAGUUGCAUCUAGCAAACGUGCACGGUGUCGAAGAGUUGAAAAUCAAAUGUCCUUAUUGCCCGAAAGUCUAUCCACAGGAGAGUAUUAUGUCCCGUCAUAUGAGACGGGUACAUCUGAGAGAGAAGAACGUUGAAUGCGAAAUUUGCGGAGACCGAUUCUUCGGUCCUUAUGACGUAAAAUUGCAUAUGCUUAAACAUAAUGGCGACAAGAAAUUCGUUUGUGCGGUAUGCGGGAAAAAGUUUUCCAAAAAGAACAAUUUGAACACCCAUUCGGUUAUACAUACUGGCAGAAAGAAUUAUACGUGCAACGUGUGCAAUAAAGCGUUCGCGCACCAACCUAAUCUAAAGAUGCAUUACAAAACAAGGCAUCCGCAAGACGAGGCUAAAAAUACAGAGCAAAAUGUAAACAUCAUCGAUGAAUUAGAUGGGGGCGAAAUUGUGCAAAUGGAGUUUGUCAGAGACGAAUUAGAGGGAGCCGAGUUAACCGGAGAAUACAUACAUUAAAGCUGCUACAAUACGUGUAAUUGUUUAAAAUACAUCGUUGUAAAAAUCUAUCUAGAAUUGCAGUUUGUCGUCAGGUCUAAAAUGAAAACUGUCUCCCAAAAACUAUAUUAGUUGUAUAUAAUUUUAAUAAUAUUUAAAAGAUUAGACAUAGUUCUAACUUAAACUAUCUUUGUAUCGUUCCAACUAUCAUUGAAUACCCACACUUCCGACGGGAGCACCUUUGUGUUGUGAAAUUUUACAAAUGGCGAGACCCAUGUCCAACUGUGGACUGCGGAUGAUUUUAUCUAUCUAUUCUAUCACAACCUCAAAAAUCCAUAGCCGAACGUAUGUCUCUCCCGUAGAUUACCUCAAAGGGGGAUUUCACCUAAAUUGAUGAUGAAGAUACUGCUGUCCACCAUCUCCUGUUUCAGUUUCCCUCUGUCGCCACUUACGACAUUCACGGGUGGAUAUGGUGGUGGAUGCUCUUACCUCGCCACUAUACGGCGAACUUGUAUAUGAUCUCGGCGAUACAAGUUCCUCAUAAGUCGUCCAAUGCCGUCACUUUGAAGUGUAAUAAAGUAAUAGAGCAAGUUUCCUUAGUAAUAAAGAUUAUUUAUUCAAACAAACACCAACACAUGUUACAAUAGAUAACAGACU
Molecule: messenger RNA, 4756 nt
Organism: Parnassius mnemosyne (clouded apollo)
Lineage: Eukaryota; Metazoa; Arthropoda; Insecta; Lepidoptera; Papilionidae
Source: the annotation of a GenBank genome assembly